GUGGCGCGAAGGGUCAAACCUGCAGAUGUACCCCACGGAAAUGAUUUAAUCUGUUAGUUUAAAUGAAAAGUCAUUUGUUAUAUGUGAAACAUUUACACUUUCGGAAUGAGCAGCAGAAGCAGUGUGCGUCAGAUCUCCAUCACGUCUGAGGCUCAUCGAUCAUUCUUUCUCAAGGUUGAAUGGGCCGAGGAUCUCGGGUCUGGAUUUAUUGUUCUUCUGUCUGACGGCGUGUGUGCCUGGAGCGGUGAGGUCUCAGAGGAGGACGUGUCUCGAGAGGCUCGUGACAUCGAGAUGGAGAGGGCGCGGUAUGUUCAGGAUCUACACCUGGCUCUGACCGGAGAGGGACGGACGGCGGAGGGGGUGUACGCUUUUCACCUGGCACCCGUGAGACCCUCUAGCCCCCUGCUGCAGCUGUCUUAUGAGAAGGUGCAGAGCGACAUCUCGUUCAGGCUCGGUGUGGUGGAGCUGCAGGCCGUGCCGGAGCCCACUGAAGUCAUCAGGGAGCUCAUUACUCACGGCCUGGACCUCAGCAAACAUCUGCAGGCCAAAAACCAGCAGCUGCUCGAGGAGAACCACAAACUGAGACGAGAACAACAACACAUCAGCACACAGAUGGGAAGAUGCGUGGAGGAGAAAGAGCGACUAGAGAGAGAGCUGUACAGCCGCUUUGUGUUGGUUCUGAAUGAGAAGAAGUGUAAAAUCAGAGAUCUUCAGGCUCGACUCCAUGAACUUCAGCAGUCUGUGGAUGAAGAUGAAGUGAGGAAACAGGACAGAAGUGAAGAGCCGGAGGCUGAGAAGAGUUCAGGACAGGAGAGUGAUUAUGACGGCAGUACAGAAGAAGAACAGGAGGAAGAACACAGACGUCCUGAACGGAGCGCUCCUGCUAAAGAGAUGUCAGAAAACAGCCCGAUGGAUGAAAGUCUGAAUGACAUCACAGAUGUGGCUCCCUGUCGCAAACGCCGUCAUCGACAUCUUCAACAGCCGGAGUGUGAAGCUAAAAGAGCAGCGCUGCCCCACAGAUCCAGAGAGAAGCCGACAGAAGAGGCCAAAGCAGAAAGCAGCAGAACUCCAAAAGUCCAACAGAGACCGGCCGCGGCCACAGCCGUUCCUGAUCCAGAUGACCUGUUUGAGGAUUUCUGACCCUCAUCUGAGGACCAGCCUGACUUUUGGCCUGGUUUCAACUCUAUAGACAUACCUUUUUAAGAUGGUUUAUCAUAGAUAUGAAUUCGUUUUUACCAUAUGCCGCAAAAAAGAACUUCUCUGUAGAAAAGUGCUCUGUAGUUUGGGUUAAAACAAGCCAGCAUUGUUUUAAAGAGUGGAGUAACAUUUUAAAUGAAUCAUUUUUUACCUCAGCAAAUUGUGAUUAAG
Molecule: messenger RNA, 1368 nt
Organism: Triplophysa rosa
Lineage: Eukaryota; Metazoa; Chordata; Actinopteri; Cypriniformes; Nemacheilidae
Gene: xrcc4
Product: X-ray repair complementing defective repair in Chinese hamster cells 4
Exons: 8
Coding region: 106-1140 (344 amino acids)
Biological process (GO): positive regulation of ligase activity; immunoglobulin V(D)J recombination; response to X-ray
Cellular component (GO): DNA ligase IV complex; DNA-dependent protein kinase-DNA ligase 4 complex; nucleus
Molecular function (GO): DNA binding
Source: RefSeq, a predicted model, not a curated record